Molecule: messenger RNA, 216 nt
Organism: Helobdella robusta
Lineage: Eukaryota; Metazoa; Annelida; Clitellata; Rhynchobdellida; Glossiphoniidae
Exons: 1
Coding region: 1-216 (71 amino acids)
Biological process (GO): transmembrane transport; sodium-independent organic anion transport
Cellular component (GO): membrane
Molecular function (GO): protein binding
Source: RefSeq, a predicted model, not a curated record
AUGAUUUAUAAUAAAUCUAGAGGUUUUGUUCAUUGUAGUUUUAGUCUUACCGAAACAUGCAAUGAAAACUGUUCGUGCCCCUUGAAUUCAUUUGAUCCCGUAUGUGGCAGUGACAAUGUCUGGUAUAUAUCUCCGUGCCAUGCCGGAUGCACGAACCACGCAAACAACGGAUCAUCGGUUAGCAUGUUUAUCCAUUUUUUUUUAAUUAAUAUAUAA